This is a messenger RNA of Pichia membranifaciens NRRL Y-2026, 1305 nucleotides long. RefSeq lists its product as hypothetical. The record is from RefSeq and is a predicted model, not a curated record. Gene Ontology annotation, biological process: lipid metabolic process. NCBI's taxonomy places the organism in Eukaryota, Fungi, Ascomycota, Pichiomycetes, Pichiales, Pichiaceae. The transcript has a single exon. Gene Ontology annotation, molecular function: oxidoreductase activity. The coding region runs from base 1 to 1305 and encodes 434 amino acids.
AUGUCUGCUGUGACGGUGACGGGAUCAAACGAUAACGCCGGCGGCUCCGGAGCCGGCAACGGCAACACAAGCGUGACCAAGAAACACGGCAACGUGGCGUCGUUCAAGGACGCCAAGACGGUGACCAAGGGCCUGGUGACGAUCGACACGCUCGGAAACGAGUUCAAGGUGCCGGACUACACCAUCAAGACGGUGCUUGACGCGAUCCCUAAGCAGUGCUACAACAGGGACCUAGCGCGGUCGCUGUCGUACGUGGCAAGAGACAUAGCAGUGGCAGUGGCGUUCGGGCUUGUGGCGCAGAAAACCGUUCCGCUGCUGCCCAACGCAUACUUGCGGGCAGCCGGGUGGCUUGCGUACGCGGUGCUACAGUCGCUUCCCUACACGGGGCUGUGGGUGAUGGCGCACGAGUGCGGACACCAGGCGUUCUCGGACUACGGAUGGGUGAACGACACGGUCGGGUGGGUGCUGCACUCGUACCUCAUGGUGCCGUACUUCUCGUGGAAGUACUCGCACGGCAAGCACCACAAGGCCACGGGCCACCUCACGAGAGACAUGGUGUUUGUGCCGCCCACUAGAGAGCAGUUUGCGCACAACAGAAACGUGGUGACGCUGUCGGAGCUCGCGGCCGACGCGCCGCUGGUGACGCUCAAGGAGCUGCUCAUGCAGCAGUUCGGCGGCUGGAUCUGCUACCUGCUCACAAACGUGACGGGCCAGCCCCACCCAGAGGUGGGCAACCGCUGGUACAGCCCGCUGCUCAAGUCGCACUUCAACCCGGCGUCGCCCAUCUUCGAGAAGCGGGACUACUGGUUCAUUGUGCUGUCGGACGUGGGGCUGCUGACACAGCUGUUUGUGCUCUACGAGUGGGUGCGCCACUUCGGCGCCUUUGCCUGCUUCGUCCACUGGUUCCUGCCCUACGUGUUCACCAACCACUGGUUGGUGUUCAUCACCUACUUGCAGCACUCGGACGUCACCCUGCCCCACUACGAGGACCACGAGUGGAACUUUGCCCGGGGCGCCGCCGCCACCAUCGACCGCGAGUUUGGCGUCGUGGGCUCCUUCUUCUUCCACGACAUCAUCGAGACCCACGUGCUCCACCACUACGUGUCCCGCAUCCCCUUCUACAACGCCCGCGUCGGCACCAAGGCCAUCCGCGAGGUCAUGGGCGACCACUACGCCCACAGCGACGAGAACAUGUGGCUCACCCUCUGGAAGUCCGGCCGCUACUGCCAGUUUGUCGAGGGCUCGUCCGGCGUCAAGAUGUUCCGCAACGUCAACGGCCUCGGCGUGCCUCCUGCCAAGGACUGA